CUUGAUAAAUGAACUGCAUACAUCAGGAUUUUGGGGGAAAAAACACGUUGAAAACAUCAAAAACUUGUUUAUUAUUUUUUAAUAUUUUAUUCAAUUUUAAUAAAUUGUCCAGUUGGUGGAUAUUUUUUCCUUGGAAAAAAAUGGACUUCUUUCCUAAAGGUUUUGCUUGUAUUUAUUACUGCUAGAAAUUUUUGAGCAAAGUUUUGGGCCAACUGUAUCGUUCAGCAGUCCAGAAGGGACUCCCAGACUUUUCAUACUGUGACUCAGUUAACUCUGUUUAUACAGCCAACUCCAUUCAUUCACUGAACUCAAUCACACCCUUUGAGGUGGCUGAAAGAUUUUAACAGCUUGUCAGGUUACGCUGUCAGAUUCAUUAAACCUGAACAUUUACAAUUCUUUGGCAUUUUCAAUGUGUAUAUGCAUAGAGACAUGUACACACAACAGCUGGAAAAAGAGGUGGAGACAUCUGGUCAUUCAGAAGGCAUGCAGCAGUAUCCUAGCUGGCGGCCAGUGGAUUCUUAAACUAUUUCCAUCAUGUUGAUUCACUGGAGAAAUGAGCUUCCUGGUUCAGACAUGCCAAAUUAUCAACAGGCUCUUUUGUUCUCUCUGCUCACCUCGGUUUCUCUGGAGUGGCAAGUGCUCAAGGACCAGAAGGAAUCUGCUGCUGGGCACUGCUUUUGUGAUAUAUUUGGGCUUCCUUGUCAGUCAAGUAGGUCGUGUUGUACCGCAAUAUAGGAAAGGACUAUCAAAAGCAAACUCUUGGAAUCUUCAAGAUGUUGCUCAACCUCGUUUUUCUGAAAUCCCGAUGGAUGGCACCUGGUCAUUUUCUGACCUUGAAAAAUCUAAAAUGGGGACAGAUAACACAUCAAUGUUGCCUAAUGUGGUAUACAUCACUUUGCGAUCCAAGAGAAGGAAACCUGCCAAAAUUCGAGGCACUGUGAGGCCCAAGCAAAGAAAGAAGCAAGUAUUACCUUUGCAGUAUGGGAAUAAGAACUCACUAGAUGGCAUAAUCCAACCUAAGCCAUUUCAUGGUACAUCUAGGAACAAGAGGAAAGGAGCAGAAGUUCCAGAGAAAGCUAGGCAGAAACAACAGCAGAAAGAAAAACAAAUGGCUCAAAAUAUAAAGCAUUGGAGACCUGAAAUGAUAAGAGGCCUAAAUGUUCAGACUAAUGUUCAGGAGAGCAAUAUCAGGAUGUACAGCGAGAGUCCACCUUCUUGGUUGAGUAAAGAGGACAUCCUAAGUAUGCGUUUUAUGGCAGAUUCCAAAAUAAACAGUAUUCAAGAAGUGCCUUCCCAACAUGGAGUACUUCUAGUAUUCGGGAGAACAGAACUUGAUAAUAAGUCAGUCAAAGAAGACCUAUGCAGUCAAGGUCAUUGUGGCAUCAUCAAGAGACCGCUUGAAAUGAGUGAAGUGUUCGCUUUCCAUUUGGACAGGAUCCUAAGGCUGAAUCGGACUUUGCCUACCAUAAGCAGAAAAUUGGAAUUUGUACAAG
Molecule: messenger RNA, 1493 nt
Organism: Thamnophis sirtalis
Lineage: Eukaryota; Metazoa; Chordata; Lepidosauria; Squamata; Natricidae
Source: RefSeq, a predicted model, not a curated record